CCAUACCCCAUAUCGUCAACCUCUGCCAAUCCCACAAAAUCUCCACCCCCCGGGGAUCAGCAGCACAAUCACACAAGAGAAAAGAAAGAAAAUGGCAGCAAGCGUAGCAACAAUGGCGAUGCUCAAUGCAAAAUGCUUAAGCAUCAGCUCAACCAAGAUUACCAGCCCAACUAAACCAAACCCUAAACCUAUCUCUCUCCUCUCCAUGCAAAACCUCCCCAAGGGUCUCACUAUCUCAAAACCAAACCUCCCUUCGUCUUCUUCUUCACUUGCCGGCACCGCCAUUGCUGGAGCUAUUUUCUCCACCCUCAGCUCAUGCAAUCCCGCUUUCGCCGCCCAACAGAUAGCCGAAAUAGCCGAGGGAGACAACCGUGGUUUAGCCCUAUUGCUUCCAAUAAUCCCGGCCAUAGCUUGGGUUCUCUUCAACAUCCUUCAACCUGCACUUAACCAGCUGAACCGAAUGAGGACCACCAAGGGGGUGAUCAUCGGGUUAGGACUCGGUGGGUUGGCUGCGUCGGGGUUCAUGUCGGCACCGGAAGCAUCGGCGAGUGAAAUCGCCAUGGUUGCUGACGCUGCUUCGAGUGACAACCGGGGGACACUUCUCCUCUUCGUGGUGGCUCCGGCUCUUCUUUGGGUGGCCUACAAUAUUCUGCAACCGGCGCUGAACCAGCUUAACAGGAUGAGAUCUCAGUGAGCUAGUGUUGAUCUUUGUAUGAGGGUGUAGUAGCAUGUAAAUUGCAACAAAUUCACCAUUUGAAUGGAACUCUCUUUAAUUACAUAAAAAAAACAAAAUUUUCAUGUA
Hibiscus syriacus is the source of this 802-nucleotide messenger RNA. RefSeq names its product photosystem II core complex proteins psbY, chloroplastic-like. The transcript has a single exon. Bases 92 to 694 code for a protein of 200 amino acids. Gene Ontology annotation, cellular component: chloroplast thylakoid; photosystem II; membrane. Gene Ontology annotation, molecular function: manganese ion binding. The record is from RefSeq and is a predicted model, not a curated record. Gene Ontology annotation, biological process: photosynthesis; cell redox homeostasis. NCBI's taxonomy places the organism in Eukaryota, Viridiplantae, Streptophyta, Magnoliopsida, Malvales, Malvaceae.